Molecule: messenger RNA, 2496 nt
Organism: Dermacentor andersoni
Lineage: Eukaryota; Metazoa; Arthropoda; Arachnida; Ixodida; Ixodidae
Molecular function (GO): nucleic acid binding; RNA-DNA hybrid ribonuclease activity
Source: RefSeq, a predicted model, not a curated record
CAACUUCUGAGAGCUUUGCGCGGGUACCAAGGCACGACAGCUCAACUCGCGGACACGCUAUGCGACAGGUAUCUCUGUCGCAUAGAGGACCCGAUUGGGCCCGAGUACGAGUACGCGGGCAAGCCUAAUCCAGAUCUUGAUGCCCCUUUUACAUUCCACGACCUUAGGGCGGCUUUAGCUAAGAUGCGCAGAGGUACGGCUCCGGGCCGUGAUCGCAUAACAGUGAAACUAUUGGCGAAUCUUCCGGACUCGGCCUGCCUUCACUUGCUAGAGUACAUUAAUCAGAUCUGGGACGGGCGUCCACUCCCUCCUGAUUGGAAGACCUCCUUGGUCACUUUCAUCCCUAAGCCAGGCAAGACCGUAAAUACCGACAACUUAAGGCCCAUCUCACUGACUUCGUGUGUGGGCAAACUUAUGGAGAAGAUGGUUCGCGAUCGCCUCUCUCCGUACAUGGAGGCUAAGGGCCUCUUUGAAGACACUAUGUUUGGUUUCCGCCCGCAUAUGUCUGCACAGGACGUCCUCCUCCAACUACAUCGCGACAUAAUACGACCCACAGCCAUGCGCCACAACGACAAGGCCAUCCUUGCCCUCGAUCUUAGGGGGGCCUUUGACAACGUUCGUCACGGCAGCAUCCUGGCAAACCUGAGCACCACGGAUUGCGGGCACAAGGCAUUCGCCUACGUCAGAGAUUUCCUCUCGAAGCGUCAGGCCCUCCUUAAGAUCGAGGACGAGGAAUAUGGCCCAUACACCAUGGGCACACGGGGCACUCCCCAAGGAGCGGUCUUGUCGCCACUCCUUUUCAACAUUGCCAUGAUGCAGCUUCCACAACAAUUGGCCCGGGUGGAAGGCAUCCAACACGCAGUUUACGCGGAUGACAUAACAAUUUGGACUACCGAAGGGAGCGUUGGGGAAAUGGAGGACCGCCUCCAGCGGGCCGCCUCCAUCGUCGAUAGCUAUGCUAUCCACUGUGGUCUCCAAUGCGCUCCUGCGAAAUCGGAACUACUUCACAUUAAAACCAAUCCCAAAGACAACACGAGUUUGCGUCUUUUUCUGAUGGGAGGUCCUAUUAGAGAGGUCGAGGAGAUCCGGAUCCUGGGUCUGUUCAUCCAUCACAGACUCAGCCCGGAAUCCACUAUCGACAAACUCAAACGCAUAGGCGAACAGGUCGGACGUAUGAUCCACCGCGUUUCCAACAAACGCGGCGGGUUGCGGGGCAGGGACGCGCUUCGGCUCGCCCAUGCCUUCGUAACCAGCAGGAUCCUAUACUCCGUACCCUACCUUCGAACUACAAAGAAACACGAUGAACGCAUCGACGCCAUCAUAAGGAAGGUUACAAAGCGAGCUUUGGACCUCCCGGUGGCUACCUGCAACGCUAAGUUGUUGGCUCUAGGUGUGCUUAACUCCUACCAGGAGUUAAAGGAGGCCCACCUUGUGAACCAAUACACGCGACUCUCGCAGACGGUGUCCGGGCGCCACUUGCUAGACCGCUUGCACAUACAACACGAGUGCAUUCCAGAGGAGACAUGCAGGCUUCCGGAGCUCUGGCGUCACAAGCUCUGGGUCCCUCCACUCCCGCGCAACAUGGACACGCAGACACAUGAAGGCAGACGAAAGGCGCGCGCUCGGGCUCUCGAACACCAAUAUGGAUUAAAGCAGGGUGUAUACUACGUUGAUGUGGCAGGGCCGUCGCCCACUGGAUUCUACACGGCUGCCGUAGUUCACCAGGACCAACGAGUUAACGGACUUUCCUACCGCGCUUUCAACUCCGCGCAGGCCGAGGAAGUUGCUAUAGCACUUGCCGCCUCGGACCCGAAUUCGAAGGUAAUCAUCACAGAUUCGCGCAGAGCCUGUGAGCACUACCUGGCGGGCGAGGUAUCACCUUUAGCCUACCGCAUUUUACAGCGAGCCGUGAGGGAAACGGACCCCUCACCCAAACGCAUUGUUUGGACUCCGGGCCACCAGGGCCUUAGAGGUAACGAGGCUGCGGACGCGGCCGCCCGAGCGCUUACCCACCGGGCACCUCAACCAGACUCUUCCGGCUCAGAGAUUAGACAACCGCUUCUGCGGUCCAGGGAAAUUCUGGCAGACUAUUGCGAACGUCAUCGGCUUUUCCCGGUCCCUGCUAAGGGCCUGAGUAAGGCCGAUGAACGAACACUGCGGCGCCUGCAGACAAACACCCUGUUGUGUCCUGCAAUAGCAAAACAUUUUGACCCAAAAGUUGAUGGGCGAUGCCCUCACUGUGGGGAAGUCUCCGAUAACUUUCACAUGGUGUGGGCGUGUCAGAUGAAUCCGUCCCUUCCCCCCAACCCUUCCCCCACUAGAGAGGCAUGGGAGGCAGCCCUACUCAAUUGCUCGGCGCUGGAGUCCCAAAGGGCUCUAGUCCAACGGGCGCGGGUAGCAGCUUCGUCCAGUGGGGUCCCAGACUAAGGACUCCACCUAUGUAAAGGGCCAUGUUUGGCCUGCAAACUCUCAAUCCGUUGAAUAAACGUUUUUCAU